Molecule: messenger RNA, 4661 nt
Organism: Pecten maximus
Lineage: Eukaryota; Metazoa; Mollusca; Bivalvia; Pectinida; Pectinidae
Exons: 4
Coding region: 2729-4033 (434 amino acids)
Source: RefSeq, a predicted model, not a curated record
AUCAAUCCUCCUGGUUGGUUUAUUCCUUGGUUUGUUUGGUAUGGUUUGUUUUUGUUUAACGUCCUAUUAACAACCAGGGUCAUUUAAGGACGUGCCAGGUUUUGGAGGUGGAGGAAAGCCGGAGUACCCGGUUUCUUCAAACUCUUCACUUGUUUGAACCGUGGUAUGGUUCUCUUUCCUAAAGGAGAGUUGAUCUGUCAACAACAUUCCUUCUUCAGUGAAGAAGACGCUAUCACAUAUUGUGGUGAAGUGUAUUGGCCAAUCGUUGAAAUCGUGUUUACUCCAUGGAAGUGUCCAUUCACCUCUUUGGAGCUAGGUAGAUCUUGCUGGUGCCAUUGUAGAUACCAUCUGCCAGUUGACAUCGAGGUGUAACUGUGGUUUGUUUGGUUGAAGGUUGGGCACAUUAUUAUUUCUUUGAGAAUAGCUAUCUUUCAUAUCUCCUUUUUGGAUCAGGCAAAAAGAUUAACUGUUUGUAAAAAAAAAUUGUGUCAAGCAUGACUGCGGUUGACAUUGUCACUGCCGUCAGAAUUUCGAUCGCUUGCAAGUGUUUGGCUUGAUAUGUCUGUUUUCUGUCGCUGUAUAAGCAACUGCCCUGCAGGUGGACGUAAGAAUUGUACCCGCUGCCCCUAUUGCAUGAUCGUAAGAGGCGAAUAAAUUUGGGAUCUUAUCUUUUCUCUUUUUUUUUCUGAACAACUUUCUUCUUCCUAAUGUUACCUUUGACAAUGCCACUCUUUUGGCCUUUAGUUGAGCAUUCGCUCAUUUGAGGAAGGCUUUGGGUACUGUCCCCCCAGCCGCGACAAAAAUAUAAACCAUCUUCGUUACGUCCUGCCAUUGUAUACAUGUACAUCCAAGAGUAUUAUGAAACAGAGAAUUUCUUCCAUUCCGGUUGUUGCAUUUUACGUCUUGGCACUUUAUCUUAUAGCCAGCGCACUUUAUCCGAUAGCCGGCGCACUUUAUCCGAUAGCCGGCGCGAAUGAUUUGAUUUAUAGCAUUUUAUUGUGCAUGUGGCAAGUAAAAAAUGGAUCCCACAGUGGAAAACAGUCUGAACGAAUGGUGUCGAGGCGGUUCAUUUUUAAAUCUUUAAAAUACAGUUUCAGAAAAACCUGCUUGCUUUCUAAUACAGCAAUAUUCCUGGCCUUUUCCUGAACUGCUCGCCACAAAAAAGGCGUCUUCGAUUUAGCGCAGUACUUCGUCUGACUAUAUAUAACUUGCUUCAACGUUAACAGACAUAAGAGGCUAAACGUGAUCCAAUGAUGCCAUUGUAAAUGAAAUUAUUAGAUCAAAUGUAUAUUGAAUUAUUUAAUUGAACUUUUUUUCCCCUUUGGUGGUUUGUUAUAUCGUUGCUGAUACAUAUUCGAAGAUAUGAUUGUCAAAAGACGUUUUCCCAAGAGAUGGUCUUAACGCUGAAAACUUCUAGAGGUAGAUCUCGUCUCACGGAUGGAUCUCGGUGUUCUGUCGGCGAGACCCUAAAACGUACAAUAAUGCCUUUGGUAUUUCCAUAUCAGGAUAAAUGUAAACAACGCUCUUUAGAAAUACUAGGCGGGUGUUUAUGUUCUGGAGGAAUAUCUAAAGUUUACAGUAUAGAUUUGUUACGCCCACUUCAAGGCUAGUACGUUUUAUAUAGAAUUGAAAAUUGGAGUUUACUUGGUUUACACAGCACGUGUCAUACGCCAGUUAAAAAAUCAACAGAUCUUAUAGCGGAGAAAGUCAUUGAUUUCCCAUCGUUCGAGAUGGCACAUUGAUUGUUUUGUCAAAACACACAGCUAAUUUAAUUACGGUCAUCGACGGUAAUGCGAUGGAAAUGACCAUAGUUCCAUAUCACUGACUGAUCAGAUAAUUUGGUGUAAGUACUGAUUACAAUGACCAACGUUGUUACAAAAACUAUCGGCUCCCCCAUAACGACGACUAGUAGUAGGAGGUUCUGCGCGUGCAGGCUAGUGUCGCGGAACGUUGUAACGUGCUUGGUCGACGUGGCGACUGCAGUCACCCGCUUAGGACCUAUAUGCAUUGUCAGUGUAACUAGUUUCUGCACCGAGGCAAACCAUUGAUUUUAUCCGUUAUCGAUACCAACGAGUUCGUAAUGACGUGAAAAACAACUUUAAUAAACACUGCUGCAUACGAAUGAGUAUGAUCUGUACCUGAGUUUCGAUUGAUUAUUGCAGAAUCAUGAGAGAUACUCGUGUAUGAAUUUCACAGGUAAACAGCUCUUUUCUCCGUCCCCAUGGAUCGCUGUUGAAGUACGUUUGGCAGUAGGUUGUAAUGGCGAUACUUUGAAUUCAAUUGAUAUAUAUUCAAGUUAACACUCCGGUCUGGAACGCUGUGUAAACUCAGGGACAUCAUCUAUUCUCGAUGGAAAACAUAUACGGACAAUGGAAGAGCAGAGCAGGAUUGUGGGCUUUCGAUUUCACCGCCAUUUAAAGGUGGGAUAGAUUAUGGAAAAAGCAAUUAUUGAACGAACAUCUAUGAAGACUUCCUUGUGGAAACAAUAACAUUUCAGAAUAGAAAUAAAUAUAAUAGGCGAUGUAUAUUGAUUGAAUUAUUAUACAAACUAUUAUAUUUAAAAAAGAAAAAGAAAAAACAGUCUACUUUAGUGCAAGACCAAUGGACCCAUAUUUUGUCCUUUGAUAGAAUCAAUGAUGAUUUUAUUUUGUUUUCGAUCUUUAUUCCAUCUGACGUAUUUUAACACACCGAGGACUGUAAGCGUACGUAUGAGAUGUAAUCGAGAAGAAUGUCACUAAAUAUCGGAGGGAUGACCACAGGAGCCAUGUCCGUUCUUGUCGAAAUACUCUUGACCACUGUCCCUCCCCUGGACGCUAUAAAUUCUACCAGCACCGCAGUAAACAAGCGGAGUGUUCCUACAAUAAUGGAGAUUUUCGUUCCCUGUUACACUGUCCUAGCAGCCGCCAUCUUGUCCCUUGCACUGAUGCUUAUCUGCGCAUCGUUUCAUGUGAACGCCGGAAAUCGCCGGAAGUCACGUGUGACUGCGGAACGAUGGGAAAUGGCGGUUGUUACAGACGCUGGUGUCUCUAUCAUCAACCAUACCACACGAGUAGCUUUAGACGAUUUGUCAAUAACAGAAAGGAAAACUAUACAGAGUUUUCUAGGAGAGUUUGACAGGGAGGUUUUAGAUAAUCUCAGGUCGUUCCACGUCCAACCGGGCGAGAUUAUCCGUAUCUGCUUUCCAGCGUUCUCUACUAUGGUAAUAGGACCAGUGUUUAUGAUGGGUUAUUACGAAAUUAUAGAUUUUUUCUGGUCGAUUGAAGACUACCCCGAUCUGCCAAACAUCAAUCAGUGCGUUGCCUGUUUUCUCACCCCAGCUGGAUUGGUUUACGCAAUUUCUUUCGGAUUCGCCUUCCAGCAAGCUAUCAACAAACAAUGUGAUAUAUUGGAGAAAAUGACAACCGAAAUUAGCUACCUUGACCAGGCGGCCACAUUGACAAGUAAACUUAAACUACGGUCACCUGCGGUCAAGGUUAGUAUGUAUCGGGCACUGAAAGCUGAGGCGCUGUACAUGAUUCUUCAGGUUCAGAAGGGCGACAUGGCAAAAUAUAGACACCGUCCACAGGAGAAUAUCAAAGUUGAAAUUUGGAACAUCAUCGACCAUCUACACAUGCUGUCGAAUAACCCACAUCACCAUGUUGAUGUAGUAAUGAGUCAGAGAAUCAUGGAGUACAUCAUGGCCCUAAACAGUAUCUGUUCGGAUCAACUCGGCAUUCUUCACUCAAAGAUACACUGGCUUAAAUGGGCAUUCCUGGUAACACUUGGAUUCUUUUCGUUGUUUGGAGUCCUCAUGAUCAAAGCUUACUCGUACCGGAUGGAACUAGUGAUGAGCAUGCUCACUCUCUUCUCCAUCGUCAUGCUUUGCUACAUCGUCGCCGAUCUCGACUCGCCUUUUACGGGAUUUUUCCGGAUAGAUGUUCGGAUUAUCUCUGAUGUUAUCUACCGACUAGAGAUGUUAAGCAAUAUGGCGUUCAUGGGUUGUACCGAAACCGCCUGCUAUCCCGACAGCUCCAAGUUUAGAAGCAAGCGCUGAGGCAUUCUUUUCAUUUUGACUGAACUCAUUUUGAAUUCUGAACAUGGUGUUGUGUCUCCUGUGAGAGAGGAUUAUAUACAAAGUACCUCAAUGAAAAAGUAACCAUAAAUUGUAGACUUGGUAAAUAAUUCUUUUUGUCAGAAUGUCACAUCACAACAAAAACAGGUUACUUCCCUAGAAGACCAUGGCUGGUUAUCGUCCUAUGUAAAUUGAAAAUGCUUCAAUUUAUAAAUGUGCCCCGAUAUCGUGCGACUCCUCCAACAGCUAUUGAUGGUGUCUGGGGGUUACGGUGUUAAGUUUUGAGUUAAAUUUGUAUCUUGAUAAAGAUUAGAUGGUUCUAUCCUACAAAAGACGCACUAUGGAGCAAGGCAAGAGGAACAUUCUUGAUAAUUAGAAAAGAACAAUUUGUUUUAGAAAAUCUGUUAUCCUAUCAUAUCUCAUUAAUUGGUUUUAACCUCAUCACAGCGAUGAUGUUCUGAUUUGUCGAACUGAUUGUGACGUCAGAGGCAAUGUUGCACGAGCAUGUCAUCCGAAAUGAAAUAUCAAUUAUCAAAAAAACGUUUUGAUAGCUCUGUAAAAAAAAAUCUAAUAAACUAUCAACACAUCUGAAGAGGUGAUGUGGAUCGUA